AUGGCUGUUCGAGAGACUAAAAAAACCGUUGCCGUCAUCGGCUCCGGAAUGGCAGGGUUGGUGACGGCGUACAUUGUUCAGCACGACCGUAAACAGAGAUAUAAGGUGGAAAUAUUUGAAAUGCAAGACCAAUUGUCUCUAGAUUCGGCCUCGUACUCUAUAACACCUGGUAAUGAUCACACUACAUCGUCAUAUCGUGUUGAUAUACCAAUGCGCGCAUUCGAUGAUGGCUAUCACAUCAACUUGAAGCGGAUGUAUGACCAUUUUGAUAUCAAAUAUACAUCAACCAAGUUCAUAUAUCCAAUGUCCACGGUUUCCAUCAAUGAGGGAAAGAAGAUGUCUCCCCAUUUCAUACACUCAUCCAGCAAUCACCAAGUACCGCCUAUCCGACCAGAGGAUUGCGGCUACGUGGAAUGGAUAUUACGGACGCUGUAUCUGGCCGUGUGCUAUUUUUGGUUCACGGCCUGCUGUUUCUUCCUCAACCCCAGGCCAGCCACCGUCUCCAAUGAGGGUGAAUCGCUUCGACAAUAUCUUGACCGAAUCCGAUUGCCCCGUUACUUCAGCAAGAACUAUCUACUGCCGCUAAUGUCAAGCGUAGCAACUUGCUCCCACGAUGAGCUUCUUGAGUUUCCGGCAAUUGAUGCUGUUGACUACGCGAGGAGAACCUAUCGUCAGCCACAUUAUACAGUUAUUGGAGGCGUUCAGAAUGUCCAGACCAAAAUUGCGAGCAAGCAAUCUGUAACAUUCGGUGCAAUGGUCACUGGAGCCAAAAGCGUUGGCUCCAAAGUCCAGGUCACAUGGACCAACUUGAAAAGCAAGGAGGUUCAUUCUAGGCUAUUCGAUCACGUCGUAUUGGCGGUUCCCCCGAACGUGGUCAGCGCUAUAUACGAGCCUCUACGGGAUGUCCUAAGUUCGAUACCUGUGAUUCAUGGCGAGUCGGUUAUCCACCGCGAUAGAUCCACUGUCCCACGUUACGGUCAGUCGCUAAGGAGCAGGUUUUCUACAAAAGCCCAGCAAUCUCUUGACCCAACUCAAAUACUCCAUAUCUGCUCCAAUUCGUUCGCGACAGAGUCGAUACAUGAGCAUCCCGAUUCAGUCCUAGUAACGAGUUUUCCAAUCACGCCAAUAGAUCCAGCCAAGGUUAUCCAUCGCGUGCGGCUAACCCGCGUUCUACGAACGCCGAAGAGCAGGAAGGUAGUCAACCAGAUAUUUUCAGGAAAGUUCGAGUUUGCGUCCCCAGAAAAGGCAAAGAUCUGGCACAACGGAGUUGGAAAUGUCUGGCUCGCCGGCGCUUGGUGCUGGGACGGAAUGGUACUGCUUGAGGGAUGCGUUGUAUCCGCCAUGAGAGUUGCGGCCGGCUUGGAUGUUGACAUUCCAUGGCUGACGAGGAAAUAA
Molecule: messenger RNA, 1395 nt
Organism: Aspergillus alliaceus
Lineage: Eukaryota; Fungi; Ascomycota; Eurotiomycetes; Eurotiales; Aspergillaceae
Exons: 2
Coding region: 1-1395 (464 amino acids)
Molecular function (GO): oxidoreductase activity
Source: RefSeq, a predicted model, not a curated record